AUGAAAGAAUUAAGAACACAACGCGAUCAAAACGUCAAAGCAUUGAGUCCUAAAUUAUCCGAUUCAAACAACAUUUCCGAAUUAAAGAAAUUGUAUAAUUCAGAAGAAGAACGACGUAAGAAUGAAUUAACCGUUAUCCAAAACUACGAGAACUCUAUUAUCGAAACAGAGAAGAACGUAAUGAACAUGUUCACAUCACAUUUACCAUUAAUCACAUCUUCAUUGAUGUCAUUGUUUGAUAAAUUCCCAUUAUUAGAAGAUUUGAUUCCAGGUCCAGUUGCCAAUGAAGAACGCAGGACAUUGAAAUCAUUGAUUAAAGACAAAGAAAGGAAGUCCAUGCAAUUACCAGAUGACCAAGACAGACCAUUCCAUGUCCGGCAAUGGCCAACAUUACCUUUAACAAUGGAACCAUUGUCUUCUAUGACCAGUCAAACAGAAAGUCAAGAUCAACAAACGAAAGAGAAGAAUUCAGGAAGGAAAACAGUUAAGAAACCAAAGAAAUCAGAUGCAAUCAAGUCUGUUGAAUCCGCAAUGAUGCCUAUUAUUACAUCUAUUGACACAUCUAUGUAUCGCGGCGUUAUUGUUGAAAGGAAUCGCUCAUUUGAGGAAUAUCAACGUGAAAUGAAGUCACGUGUUACAUCAUUUGAAACAUAUAUCAAUUUCAUGAAAGAAGAAACACAGAAAUUCUCAGAAUUCUGGUUAAAGUCUAUCAACAACUUAUGUCCACGCUUCGUCAUCCCAAAAGAAUCUAAAUAA
Molecule: messenger RNA, 756 nt
Organism: Trichomonas vaginalis G3
Lineage: Eukaryota; Parabasalia; Trichomonadida; Trichomonadidae
Product: coiled-coil domain-containing protein 180 family
Exons: 1
Coding region: 1-756 (251 amino acids)
Source: RefSeq, a predicted model, not a curated record